This is a messenger RNA of Colletotrichum destructivum, 611 nucleotides long. RefSeq lists its product as uncharacterized. The coding region runs from base 131 to 430 and encodes 99 amino acids. The record is from RefSeq and is a predicted model, not a curated record. The transcript has 2 exons. NCBI's taxonomy places the organism in Eukaryota, Fungi, Ascomycota, Sordariomycetes, Glomerellales, Glomerellaceae.
UGAAGCUCUCAUCUCAAAACCAUAGCUCUUCACCUUCUGCCAAUUCUACUCCAUCCACCUCAACAGCAGCAGCAGCAGCAUCACCAACCUUUACUCACACUACACAUCACAACACCGCAACACCGCAACCAUGGCCGUGACCAACGCCCUCCAGGACCUCUUCAACAGCUUCUACGAGCUCCUCUCGUCCAUCUUCAACGCCUUCUACCACGUCCUGCAGACCUUCUUCAACGCCAUCAUCGGCUUCUUCACCGGCAUCGUCAACCUCGUGUCGGACGUUUUCGCCGGCGCCAUCGACGUCGUCGGCGGCCUGGGCAAGUUUGUCCUGAGCAACUUUGUCAUCAUCGGCGUCAUUGCCGCUGGCGGCUACGCGUACGUCCGCUACACGUCGCAGGGAAGACAGGUCGCCGCCGGCAAGAAGACGGCGUAGAGAAAGUCGUCAGCACGGUGCCGAUAUAAUACCACAGCGCCAGAGCAGGGCACGGUCGAUGGAUAAUGCGUCUUGAAUACAGGUGCAUGGCAGGGUUGAUACCACACUGAGUGCUAGUUUUGAAUUUCUGUCGAGCCAUGAAUACCACCUUUUAGUUGCGCACUACUUGCCCCGCGCUUUC